ACCACAAGACCAGCAGAAGGAUCCCGAUACAUUCUCAGACUGACCACAGACUGAUAUAUCAUCUGAGGGAUCGUUGAUACACUUGUACGAAGUUACCUGUCGGAUUGGUCUAGGGCUGUCCCCUAAUUGGCUGACUGAGCGUCUAUAAGCUGAGUAGAUCUCACUAAAAUGGCAAUCCUGUGGUUCCUGUCCUGCCUGGCCUUGCUCAGCGGAGCCUAUGGUCAAAGCUGUGGUGUUCCCGCCAUCAGUCCCAUUGUCCCCGGCAUUUCCAGGAUUGUAAAUGGAGUGAAUGCCAUCUCUGGAUCUUGGCCAUGGCAGGUGUCUCUGCAGACCAGCACUGGAUUCCACUUCUGUGGCGGCUCCCUCGUCCACCGUCAGUGGGUUGUCACUGCUGCCCACUGCGGAAUCACAACUGCUCACCGUGUGGUCCUGGGUGCAUAUGACCUCACCUCCAAGACUGAGCCCAUUCAGAUCAGGGCUAUCAGCAAAGUUCUAAAACACUCCCUGUACAACACCCAGACCAACGCCAAUGACCUCACCCUGAUCAAGCUGGCCACUCCCGUCACCCUCAACACCCGCGUGGCUCCAGUGUGUCUUGCUGCCACCAAUGCUGUCUUCAAUGAUGGAGAAAUAUGUGCCACCACCGGAUGGGGAUACAUCAAUGCAACCACAAAAAUCCUCCCAGCUAAGCUCCAGCAGGCAGGUCUUCCAAUCAUGAGCAACGCUAAUUGCCAGAAGUACUGGGGAUCCUUAGUUCAACCCACCAUGAUCUGUGCCGGGGCCUCUGGCGUCUCCUCCUGCAUGGGUGACUCUGGUGGACCCCUUGUGUGCAAGAGGAACGGAGCCUGGACCUUGGCCGGUAUUGUGUCCUGGGGCAGCUCUACCUGCAACACAUUUUAUCCUGUCGCCUACACCCGCGUCAGCGCCUUCACAGCCAUGAUAAACCAAGCUAUUGUCAAUAACUAAAGACUAUUCAAUAUUUUUUUAAUACUCAAUAAAGUAUCUCUGAACCCUU
Messenger RNA from Rana temporaria (common frog), 1015 nucleotides. RefSeq names its product chymotrypsinogen A-like. Gene Ontology annotation, molecular function: serine-type endopeptidase activity. The coding region runs from base 169 to 966 and encodes 265 amino acids. The transcript is spliced from 8 exons. Gene Ontology annotation, biological process: proteolysis. Lineage: Eukaryota; Metazoa; Chordata; Amphibia; Anura; Ranidae. The record is from RefSeq and is a predicted model, not a curated record.